Ornithodoros turicata is the source of this 1316-nucleotide messenger RNA. RefSeq lists its product as uncharacterized. Lineage: Eukaryota; Metazoa; Arthropoda; Arachnida; Ixodida; Argasidae. The record is from RefSeq and is a predicted model, not a curated record. The coding region runs from base 330 to 977 and encodes 215 amino acids. The transcript is spliced from 4 exons.
UCGUCCUUAAACAUCGUAUGCUUGUAUCAAGUAGAAGGUGCGUUCCUUCGAGGCAGUUUUAGACAGUUUCUGUCGGUGCACUUAGAGGUACCCUUGUCAAAUAUCUAGGUUGCCGGCACGCGGGAGUCUGUUGCAGCUAACGUCGCUUGUUCUGCGCAAAGCGCCGCGAGAGACGCACGCAUACCCGAACCUGCGACCGACUUUUGGCAACAGUUGAACCUCGCUCGUGUAAGUUGGCUGACUAAAGGUACGAGAGUCAAGCCAAGUCAAGAAGUCAUCUCUCAGAUACCACCUGGGUGAUAGUUGUCGCCGUGCUGCUUCACUCCGCCAUGAGUGCUCCGGUGUCACGGACAGGGUCUUCCGACUCGGACCAUCCACUCUGGGUGAACCCGUGCAACUUGCCCGAUGGUGCCAAGGGCCACGGUGCCGAUCUCAGCGCUCAGGACAUACGAAACAUGCUCGACGCUGUGUCCAACCGUGCCCGAGUGGCCAACCAAGAAGCAGACAGGGCCAAGCAGCAAUUCCUCGAGAGGACAUUCUCCGACUCCGAGUUCGAACACUCGGUGGCCUACUACACGCAGUCGUGGCUGCCAGAUGUGCCAGACCCAACGGAGGAGCACUUCAGUUCAAUUACGAAAGAAGAGGCAUUCAAGAAUGCAUUUGGGUACGUCCAGUACUACGCUGUGGGCCUGGAACAGGCAGUGCUCGACCAAAUAUUCCACAAUGGCCCAUUUCAAAAACUGUUUCUGGAGAUCCAGCAGAACUUGGGCCAACUGCUGUGCGAGCUCCAGAUUGGCAUUGUUCACUUCAACGUGGACAAAAAUCCAGAUGUCUUGCGUGAUGUGAUGUCACACGAGUAUCGCGACAUCAAACAGGACAGUCAGCGAAACUUACGAGACUACCUCAUUCUGCGCGAAUAUAUCAAAGUCACCCAGUACAUCUUUGAGCUGUUCGCUUACCUGCGCGACCAUUCCUAAGGCGGACGUUUAUGCCUCCAGUGCCGUGUGGAGCGCCGGGAAAAAGACUAGUAUCUAAUUUAUUUUAUUUAUUAAUUUAUUUAUACACUGUGUCAUCGUCACGGACUGCAAGAGACUGCGCGACCAUGUGUGUACAGUUUGUGAAACCUCUGUUAAGUGACCGAACUUUUGUGCAAUGUGUUGCCUUCUGUGUGCGCUGUGGACGUCUCCGAUUAGCCGCCAUGCACCACCAAAGAAUCGUCAGGAGAGGCAACCUUGUUUAAUGCAUCUGUACAUUAUCAUCAUCAUUAUUCACAGGAAUUCACUAAGAUAGGACGUUGAUGGUUCAUCCUACUACAA